Molecule: messenger RNA, 744 nt
Organism: Haemonchus placei
Lineage: Eukaryota; Metazoa; Nematoda; Chromadorea; Rhabditida; Trichostrongylidae
Source: the annotation of a GenBank genome assembly
AUGCCGACGAAAGCUUUGGGAGAGACUCUGAAGGAGUACAUGGUCGUCGGUCGUAAGCUGCCAACUGAGAAGGAGCCAGUGACCCCUAUCUGGAAGAUGCAAAUUUUCGCUUCCAAUCACGUUAUUGCUAAGUCUCGAUUUUGGUACUUUGUCUCUAUGCUUCGUCGAGUGAAAAAGGCAAAUGGCGAGAUUCUGUCUUGUAAGCAGAUCUUCCCCAAGAAACAAGCCGGUUCAGUGAAGAAUUAUGGCGUGUGGCUGAAAUACGAUUCUCGUACCGGACAUCACAAUAUGUACAGAGAGUAUCGUGAUGUAACCGUGGCUGGAGCAGUUACUCAAGCCUACAGGGAUAUGGGAGCUCGUCAUCGUGCUCAGGCUGAUCGUAUCCAUAUCCUUAAGGCAGCAACUAUGGGCGAUAUUCCCGAGGGAGACUAUGAGAAGGGCAAAAAGGUCUUCAAGCAGAGAUGUCUUCAAUGUCACGUUGUCGACUCGAAAGCCACCAAGACUGGCCCAACCCUUCACGGAAUCAUUGGACGUAAAUCUGGAACAGUCGAAGGGUUCGAUUACUCCGCCGCCAACAAAAACAAGGGAGUAAUAUGGUCGCGUGAAACAUUGUUCGAGUACCUCCUGAAUCCUAAAAAGUACAUCCCUGGAACAAAGAUGGUGUUCGCUGGAUUGAAGAAAGCCGACGAGCGAGCGGAUCUCAUUAAAUACAUUGAAGUAGAAUCAGCAAAGCCUGCCAGCUAG